This is a messenger RNA of Chaetura pelagica (chimney swift), 1887 nucleotides long. It is a transcript of the gene NFATC2, whose product is annotated as nuclear factor of activated T-cells, cytoplasmic, calcineurin-dependent 2. Gene Ontology annotation, molecular function: RNA polymerase II cis-regulatory region sequence-specific DNA binding; transcription factor binding; DNA-binding transcription factor activity, RNA polymerase II-specific. Bases 61 to 1887 code for a protein of 608 amino acids. Gene Ontology annotation, cellular component: transcription regulator complex. The transcript is spliced from 9 exons. NCBI's taxonomy places the organism in Eukaryota, Metazoa, Chordata, Aves, Apodiformes, Apodidae. The record is from RefSeq and is a predicted model, not a curated record. Gene Ontology annotation, biological process: regulation of transcription by RNA polymerase II; cytokine production; calcineurin-NFAT signaling cascade.
ACGGAUCCUUCCUGUGGUGUUCCCACAAAGAUUUGGAAAACCAGCCCUGAUCCUUCAUCAAUGCCUUCCCACAAAAACAGCAUUCCAUGCCACGUCUUUCAGACCGUCGACUUCCAUGGGCCUUGCGAGCAGGAGGACAGGAGAAACUCAGCCCCAGAAUCAAUUUUGUUGGUACCUCCCUCCUGGACAAAGCAACUGGUGCCUGCAAUACCUAUCUGCAGCUUGCCUGUCCAGUCACUCCCACCCCUCGAGUGGCCUCUCUCCAGCCAGUCGGGCUCCUACGAGCUGCGGAUCGAGGUCCAGCCCAAGCCCCACCACCGGGCACACUACGAGACCGAGGGCAGCCGAGGGGCCGUCAAGGCACCGACUGGAGGCCACCCUGUCGUGCAGCUCCACGGUUACAUGGAGAACAAACCCUUGGGUCUUCAGAUCUUCAUUGGAACAGCAGAUGAACGGAUACUUAAACCUCAUGCUUUCUAUCAAGUCCAUCGCAUUACGGGGAAAACUGUUACCACCACCAGCUAUGAAAAAAUCAUUGGCAACACCAAAGUUUUGGAGAUCCCACUGGAACCCAAAAAUAACAUGAAAGCAACCAUUGACUGUGCAGGGAUUUUGAAGCUGAGGAAUGCAGACAUCGAGCUGCGCAAGGGAGAGACGGACAUCGGCAGGAAGAACACCCGGGUCCGGCUCGUCUUCCGCGUCCACAUCCCUGAGUCCAAUGGCAGGAUUGUUUCUCUGCAAGCAGCAUCAAACCCCAUUGAAUGCUCCCAAAGGUCUGCUCAUGAACUUCCAAUGGUUGAAAGACAAGACAUUGAUAGUUGCCUUGUUUAUGGAGGACAACAGAUGAUCCUUACUGGACAAAAUUUCACAGCAGAGUCCAAGGUGGUGUUCACAGAGAAAACAUCAGAUGGGCAGCAGAUCUGGGAAAUGGAGGCAACAGUGGACAAGGAUAAGAGCCAGCCUAGCAUGCUUUUUGUAGAAAUACCAGAGUACAGGAACAAGCACAUUCGCACAGCUGUGAAGGUGAAUUUCUACGUUAUCAAUGGGAAAAGAAAAAGAAGUCAACCCCAGCAUUUUACCUAUCACCCAGGUAACUUACCAUCAAUCAAAACAGAGCCCAUUGAUGACUAUGAUCCAGCCUUAAUCUGCAAUACAGUACACAGUGGUCUGGGAACAGUAACACAGCCUUACUAUUCACAGCACACAAUGGUCACCGAAUCCCCUUCCUGUCUUGUGGCCACUAUGGCUCCUUGCCAGCAGUUGCGCUCAGGCCUUUCUUCUCCUGAUUCUCGGUAUCAUCAGCAGAAUCCAGCAGCUGUCAUAUACCAAAGAAGCAAGAGCCUUAGCCCAAGCCAACUGGGCUACCAGCAAUCCAAUUUGAUGGCUACACCAGUUGCUAUUUCAGAUGCCCAUAGGUCAGUACUGGUGCACACUGGUUCUCCAGGUCAUACUUCAGCAGUGCUCCACCACUCUCCAGGCAACCAGCAGUCUUCUCCAGUGAUUCACUAUUCUCCAACCAACCAGCAGCUGAGGUGUGGAAGUCACCAAGAAUUUCAGCACAUCAUGUGCUGUGAAAAUUUUACUCCAAAUGUUACAAGAUCCAGCCAGCCCCAGGUCAGUCAAGCACAAAGGUUAAGUCCGAGUUCAUACCCUACGGUGAUUCAGCAGCAGACAGCCUCAGGCCAGCGGGCAGCAAAAAAUGGACCACCAGUGGGCGACCAGAAAGAAGCAUUACCAGCUGGAGUCACUAUUAAACAGGAACAGAAUCUGGACCAAGCAUAUCUGGAUGACGCUGCAUUUUUGGUAGAUGGCAAUGUACUUUGGCAACUGAGCAAAAAAUGCAGUGUUCUGCAGAAACCCUCUGUCUUGCUUCAUGCCAUGGAGUGA